Molecule: messenger RNA, 2679 nt
Organism: Corythoichthys intestinalis (scribbled pipefish)
Lineage: Eukaryota; Metazoa; Chordata; Actinopteri; Syngnathiformes; Syngnathidae
Product: M1-specific T cell receptor beta chain-like
Exons: 8
Coding region: 70-1389 (439 amino acids)
Biological process (GO): cell surface receptor signaling pathway
Cellular component (GO): plasma membrane
Source: RefSeq, a predicted model, not a curated record
UCCACCCAUGCCACCUUUCCAUUUGAGGAGACUGCACCUGAAAGUGGAACUCCUAGAUUUUCAGCUAACAUGUUCUUGACAGCACUCGCACUCAUCAUGCUUCAGACAGAAGCGACAGCAUUGGACGACUUAGAAGUUCACCAAACACCGCCGUAUAUGAUUAAGAAACUCAGGGAAGACAGCGUAAUGAGCUGCUCACACAGCAUCCGGGAUUACGAUGUCAUCCUCUGGUACAAACAUGACCGGGUUGGCAUGGUGCUCAUGGGCUAUCUCAAUAAUAACCAACAUAUGCUCGAGGAUGACUUUAAGGAGAAGGUGGACAUUAGGGGAAAUGGCCGGGAAAGCUCCAACCUGACAAUCAAAAACCUGAGUUUAAGCGAUAGUGCGGUGUACUUCUGUGCAGCUAGCACGGUGCUGCAGAUUGUCCCUAAAGUUGUCACAAAACACGCAAUGCUUAUCAGCGUUUGUCAAGUCAUGGGUGUGCGCUUUCAACAGCCCCAACACAAAAUAGUGCACGUGGCCUCCACGGUGGUCUUCAAGUGCAGCCACGAUCGCAACGAGGAAAUCAUAUUGUGGUACCGCCAAAAGAAAGGUCGCCAACCAAUCGAAGUGGUCGGGCUCAGCCGCAUGGGCAACCGGCCCUUUUACCAGCAGCGUGAUCCUCGCAUAGUCAUAAAGCGUGAAGACAAGAAGACAGGCUUUCUCAAUAUUAGCUCUGUCAGAGUGUCAGACACAGUUGUAGCAUGUAACUUAAAACAAAAUACAAAGCAGCAGCGUUUUCUACUUGCUACAUUCUGGAACAUUUGGUGCAAGGUACAUGCGUACUGUGCCACCAGAGCUUCGGAGAGUAGCUUUGACAGUGGAACAAUGCUAACCGUAUUAGAACCCAGUCGUGUCCCAAAUCCUCCCACAGUUACAUUGUUCAAACCUUCGCCAAAGGAGUGUACUUACAACAAGAAGACCCAGGAGAAAACACUCGUGUGCGCAAUCACAGGCUUCUUUCCAGACCACGUCCAAGUAUUCUGGCAGGUAAACGGGCAUAACGUCACCAAGGGAGUGGCCACGGACACUGGUGCCCUGAUGGACGGCGCCUUCUACAAGAUGACCAGCAGGCUGCAGGUGGCUGCAGAUUUAUGGUACAAGCCCAACACAGCCUUCACCUGCACAGUCAGCUUUUUUGAUGGCAAGAACACAACACUGCAUUCAAAAGAAGAGUACGGCAUUGAAGGUCAAACAGACAAAAUGACAAGAGUGGGAUAUUUGAGGUUGGUUCAGAGUGCCAAGCUGUCUUACUGUGUCCUCCUGGUCAAGAGCACCGUCUUCACAAUUUUUGUUGGCUUCUUGCUAUGGAAACGUCAGGGUCUGUCAUCAAAGCUGAUCCCCACAUAGCUGAUUUGAAGUUGCAAUAAAGGACAAUUGUGUGAAUAAAAAAUUGUGAGUCAUGUUGAAUGUGGAAAGUCUCUUUGUGUCAACUCGUGAUCUAGAUGCUGUUAUUUCGAAAGUUUAGGUGUUGUUGAUAUUAAGUCAAAUGAGGUUGCAGAAGGAGACAGGAUGCGGUGACGAGUGCUCAUCGUGCUAGGAAACAACAACGCAUAAACUUUGCACUUCACCACAACCUCCACCGUUGCACGCUGCACCUGCACACCUCUUAAACGCUUGUACAUCUUUUAUUUUGUUCUUAUUUUCUCGUAAUUGUGUAGGUAAUCAAUGAAGUGCAAUUACGAUGAAAUAAUUUUCUCCUUUAAAAAAAAAAAUAUUAAAAAGAAUAAAUAAAGGAGUAAGCCCAAGAAAUCAAUUCAUAUCAUUUUUACAUUUUUUAUGACGAAAAAAAUAAAAAUGCCUAAUUUGCAUUCAUUCAUUCCUACAUUUUAUUGAUGGAUUGCGUCUUUUCUUCGGUUUUCUUCAGGUUAAUCUUAUCGCAAUGCUAUAUUGUUACUGUCAAUGAUAGCGAUGAUGAUAAUAAACAAUAAACAACAAUUUGACAUGAACGCAACGUUGUGUUAUUUCGGCGCCCAUCUGGUGGCCAAAUGAGUAAAUGUUCUUUCAAACGCUCAUGUAUGAUUGCCUAUUGGACUGUAGCGCCACCCAUAGGAUUCAUUCGUUAACGACAUAGCUCUGCCGAUAACUGGUAGAAAAUGAGAAACUUGUUGAAUAUACUGUACGUUUUAAAAUGCAGUGGCGCCUCCAGAAAUUUUUCAUAGGGGUGGCCAGAUUGGGCCACUUAAAAUCUUGGGGUGGCACACCAAAACUAAAAGCCAUAAUUUCAGGUUUUCAUUAUAUUAUUGCAGUAAAAAGGUCAUUGGAAAACUAUCAGAAAUGGUAAAUGGUGUUCUACUUAUAUAGCGCUUUUCCACCUUUCAAGGCACUCAAAGAGACUUAAGGACACGGCUACUGAUAUACUUUGGUGUAUUGUGUAAUAUUUGAUGUUACUAAUGAUUUAAUGUGCAUAUUCCAUAACUGUCCAGUCAACAUUUUGAGUUCCACAACAAUUCUGUUUUAUUGUGUUAUGUAUAUAUUAGGCAUAAGGUGUACAUUUAACAAAACAAAAUACUGGGGAAAAGCAGGUGCUUGCAGAUUUGCAUUUGGGAUGAAAUGCAUAACUGAUGCUACAACAAUCUAACGAUAUAUUGGCAAGCGGGGUGGCCAGUGGGGUGGCCAACAAAUUUAUAGGGGGGCCGU